Messenger RNA from Penicillium psychrosexuale, 753 nucleotides. RefSeq lists its product as uncharacterized. The record is from RefSeq and is a predicted model, not a curated record. Bases 1 to 753 code for a protein of 250 amino acids. NCBI's taxonomy places the organism in Eukaryota, Fungi, Ascomycota, Eurotiomycetes, Eurotiales, Aspergillaceae. The transcript is spliced from 4 exons.
AUGUCUAACUCUUCUAACUCUGGUCAAGUCCUCUCUGGCCUCGAGGGCACACAAAUUACGAUGAACACUCCGCCCCAACCCCCGAUUAACUUUGUGCCUAAGAUCUGGGAGAUAGUCGAAAAGAUUGAAGAGGAUAUCGUGACCCAGUCCGAGCAAAAUUUCAUUGAUGGUAGGGGUCCUGCAUACGUUGCUGGAAAGUUUUUGUGUCGCCCCUCCGGUGCGCAAGGGCCCCUCGGGUUCUUGCUCCGAGCUGCCCAGGAUAUCGGGCCUUUCGAGCCCCCAGAGCUCCAAGCCCUGAAGCACUUCAAGCAGCGAGGCUGUAAAGUUGUUCCCGAGCUUCUUGGAUAUCAGUUUGGGAAGCAGGAUAAGGGAGAUCUCAUACCGGGCGGAUUUGUCACAUAUGUGAUAUGGGAGAAGGUGCCUGGCGAGCCCUUGGAAUUCACCCGGUUCUGGAAUUGCGCUUUCUCGGAGCGGCAAAACAUUCGCGUCAAGUUCCGACAGAUUUACGAGAUGCUUUUACCGUUUGACUACCAAGUUUGGGUACCCAGUUGCACUAAAAUCAUAUACGAAUGGUCUACUGGAGAGAUGCACAUAUCCGGCUUCAAAGAUGCGAGCAACCGCUUUCCUGAUAAGGUUUGGAGCGACGCUGACUAUGCCCUGCACGAUCCUGUUUUAGUGGAUCCGUCCUUCAAGUCGUAUUUCCCCAUUGAGAGCACCGACUUGUACCGAGACGACAAUGGCUGGGAAUGGUAG